Messenger RNA from Eucalyptus grandis, 1917 nucleotides. RefSeq names its product mechanosensitive ion channel protein 10-like. Gene Ontology annotation, molecular function: mechanosensitive monoatomic ion channel activity. The record is from RefSeq and is a predicted model, not a curated record. The coding region runs from base 163 to 1617 and encodes 484 amino acids. The transcript has 5 exons. Gene Ontology annotation, biological process: transmembrane transport; monoatomic anion transport; detection of mechanical stimulus. NCBI's taxonomy places the organism in Eukaryota, Viridiplantae, Streptophyta, Magnoliopsida, Myrtales, Myrtaceae. Gene Ontology annotation, cellular component: plasma membrane.
GUGAAUCCCAAGUCCCAAGUUGUGUUGGGCAAAAGGAAGGUUGUUUUGGCCCAGUGGGUUGCGUUUGUGUGCAUCACUGGGCUCCUGAUUGCGAGUUUAACCAUUCGUGUUCUGCGAAAUACCGUUAUUUGGCAUGUGCAUUUGUGGGGAUGGUGUUUGCUGAUGUUGGCAAUCUUUUGUGGUAGGUUGCUGACUCACUGGUUGAUCACGUUAUUAAUUUCCUUGAUUGAGAGGAAGUAUCUGCUCAAAAGGAAUGUUUUGUACUUUCUCGUUGCACUCAAGGACAGUGCCGAGGUGUUCGCAUGGUUGGGUCUGCUUUUUUUAGCCUGGGUUUGGCUGAUAGACCAUAGAGUGAAACGAUCAAGACCGACGACUGGGAUUCUGAACAGGGUAACGAGGGCGCUUGCUUCUUGUCUCCUAGGAGCUGCCUUAUGGCUGAUCAAAACAUUUCUGAUAAAAUUGCUUGCUGCUUCUUUUCAAUGCAAGAGAUUCUUUGAUCGCAUUCACGAUGAAAUCUUCCAAUGCCACGUGAUAAGGAAACUUUCCAACCCCGUGGGUAAAAAGAUAAGUCCCGAGGUGAACAUAGAGAAGCUAGGAAGGAUGAAGCCGAGUAAAGUUUCUGCUUGGAAAACGAAAAAAUUGAUUAACAUCAUCAAGGGCCGGGAGCUAUCGACUCUUACCCAUUCCCUCGGUGAGGCACAGCAACAAGAUAAGGGGAUCACCGAUGAACAAAAAGCCAAGAAUGCUGCCAAAGCUAUAUUCAAGAACGUUGCCAAGUCAGGGAGCCAGUUUAUCGAGGAGAAUGAGCUUUUGGGCUUCAUGACGAAGGAGCACGUCGAGAGAUUAUUUGCUUUCUUUCCCGAAGCAAAAGAAACUCGGAAAAUCAGAAAGUCGUUUUUCAAGAGGUGGAUGGUGAUGGUCAGUCGUGAACAAAAAUCACUCAUUCGCGCCUUAAAGGAUACGAAAACAGCCAUCAAGGAGCUGGACAACCUUGCUUCAGCAGUUUUGCUCGUCGUGGUCAUCAUUCUGUGGUUACUUCUGACAGGAUUAUUGACGACGCAAGUGCUCAUCUUUAUUUUGUCGCAGCUUUUGCUUUUACAGUUCAUUUUUGGGAACGCUGCCAAAGACUUGUUCGAAGCCAUCGUGUUUGUAUUCGUGAAGCAUCCGUUCGAUGUGAGUGACCGCUGCCUUGUCGAUGGGGACAAGUUGGAGGUUGAGGAAAUGAAUAUCAUGACUACUGUCUUCCUGACAGAGGACGGUGAAAAGAAAUCUUACCCAAAUUCAGUUCUGGCCUCUAAACCCAUCAUCAACUCCAGCCGGAGCGAAAACAUGAACGAAUCUGUGGAAUUCAUGGUCAAUUUCUCCGCUUCAGACGAGAGCCUUGAAGCUUUGACAAAUAAAAUAAGAGAGUACAUAGAAAGGAAGCCGAAACACUGGCAUCGGGAUCACAGUGUUGCGUUUAAGGAGAUUGCGGAAGCUGACAACUCGAAGGUCUUGAAGAUGGCUCUCCAUGUCACCCACACAUUGGAUUUCCAGGAGGCCAAGGAAAGGACCAAACGGAGAUCCGAGCUCCUGCUGGAGCUGAAGAAAAUUUUCGAAGAACUCCAUCUCAAGUAACGCGUGCUUCCUCAGUAAUAUUUAUCUCAGUUAGUAUGGGUCGGCGGCAGCUACUGUGCAUGGUUAUGACGACUCCAGGAGCACGGCGUUCCUAGUAAUCUGCAAAUAUACGAGAAUGGGACUUCAUAUCUGCCCUUUUUUUUUCCUGCUUUUCUUUCUUGUCUGGCUAAGAAAGUGUGCGACUAUGUUCUUCGCUUGAUCAUAAAUGACAUAUUGCAUAAGAAUUACAAUGUACCUCUAUGAAUAGGCUGAAUAUAUAAGAACAGUAUCAAAUAAGUGAAGCAGUGACCAGAUUUCGCG